Closterium sp. NIES-65 is the source of this 2313-nucleotide messenger RNA. The record is from the annotation of a GenBank genome assembly. Lineage: Eukaryota; Viridiplantae; Streptophyta; Zygnematophyceae; Desmidiales; Closteriaceae.
AUGAUACAUGUGUUCAAGUUCGACCCCGACUACCUGGCCAACGAGCAGCGCUACAAGGAGAUCAAAGCCGAGAUCCUGAUGUGCCCCCUCCCCCCUUUCCAUGUGUUCAAGUUCGACCCCGACUACCUGGCCAACGAGCAGCGCUACAAGGAGAUCAAAGCCGAGAUCCUGGGAGACGAGGAGGAGGAAGAGGACGACAAGGGCGAGAAGGGGGACGACGACGAGGAGGAGGAGGAGGAUGAGGAGAGCAGUGAGGAGGAGGAGGACGAGGAGGAGCAGGCGAAGCAGCAGGAGAUUUGCGACGAGACGGAGACCAACCUGGUGAAUCUGCGGCGCACCAUCUAUCUGACCAUCAUGGCGUCCGUCAACUUUGAGGAGGCGGGCCACAAGCUGAUGAAAGUCAACCUGCAGCCGGGGCAGGAGAUGGAGCUGUGUGAGAUGCUUCUAGCCUGCUGCUCCCAGGAGCGCACCUACCUGCGCUACUAUGGGCUGCUGGGCCAGCGAUUCUGCAUGCUGAACCGCGCCUACCAGGAGUGUUUCGAGCAGUGCUUUGUGAAGCAGUACAGCAUGAUUCACCGCCUCGAGACCAACAAGCUGCGCAACGUCGCCAAGCUCUUCGCUCACUUCCUCGCCACUGACGCCAUGCCCUGGGCGCUGCUCUCUUAUAUUCGCUUGACCGAAGAGGACACCUCCUCCUCGUCCCGUAUUUUCAUCAAGAUCAUGUUCCAGUGGGCUCUCUUUGCCCACUUCCUCGCCACUGACGCCAUGCCCUGGGCGCUGCUCUCUUAUAUUCGCCUCACAGAGGAGGAUACGUCCUCUUCAUCGCGCAUUUUCAUCAAGAUCAUGUUCCAGGCUAGCAUGCGCUCACAGGCCCAUAGGCUGUUCGCUCACUUCCUCGCCACCGACGCCAUGCCCUGGGCGCUGCUCUCCUACAUCCGCCUCACAGAGGAGAACACCUCAUCAUCCUCCCGUAUCUUCUUCAGAAUCAUGUUCCAGCUCCAGGCGGUGCCCUGGGAAUGGAAAACGAGGAAGAAGCAGGCGUACUAUAUUAUGACGACCUGUCAAGGUGCAGUACUCAAGGACUUCCACGCUUCACUUUCUUUGGAAACGAGUAUGCCGAUCUUGACCAGGGCGACGAAAGCUGCUGCUACUAUGACGACGCAAGAAGGCCAGACCUCUCCGCCGCUGGAGCAGACGGCUGGUACGGACGCGGAUGCUGGCACUCGUGUCACCCCCCCUGCUGAUGGUCGCGUCGCUCCAGUGGUCGCGACGGCGUCAACGUCUUCUGCUCCACCCUCUGCAUCUCCAGUUCCGGAUCCAGUGGCGCCUGCGCCUGCGGCCUCGUCUGCAUAUGCCUCUGCAGGGGGGGACGAGGAGGACGAGGAUGACGACGAUGGUUACUUAAGUGACGACCCGGAAGAAGGCAUUGAAGUGCAGAUUAAAGGUGCACUGGCGGCUAAGGCGCGAGUUACGCUGACGCUCUUGAUUCCGUUCGAACUGGCGAAGGAGAUGGCCGCAGUGAAGCCCUCGGUGAAAGCGCUUCUGAUCUUCCUGAAACAAAAGAAGUUAUCGGACAAGGCACUUGACGAUGUCGCGUUCCAGGAACUGCUUCCGACGUUCAUCUCCAAGAUCCACUUCAGUCGCCUGCAAGUCACGCUCGCGACGGUUGAAGACGCGGAAGUGGUGCGUCAGCACCGUGUGGAGCACAUUGUCGGAACUACGAAACAUCAGUUUGGCUGGCUGCAUCCGGUGAACCGUGCUUACGUGAAUGCGAAAUCUGACCUGCCGGAAGGAGUGGAAGUUCUGCUGAAGGGAGUCCCGGCGGAGAUCACGCCGCUCAUCGUGUAUGAAUCGCUGGUGGUUGCGAAGCUACAGAAGCGCGGCCGUUCAGCAUUCUUGCAGGGCGCAGGCUUUCACCGUGUGGUUGACCCUGUUUCGGGAUUGGACACGGACAAGAUUCGCGGGUUGGUGGUCCCGCAUCCAGGGGACAUGUACCGCUGGCGCCAUGUGGUGGAGGACCCGCUCACGGCCUCCAUCCAGUCGGCAGGGGUGGUGAGGAAGAUUCUCCGCGACCCGGCGUUGGUCCUUAUCUCGACGGAAGCCAAUGUGGAAGAAUGGCUGUGUGUCCAGGAGUGCUGCGAGCGGGCGCAUGGCGACUCUUUCGCACAGGCAGUGGCUCAUAUUGGUUCCUUCAGCCAUGGUGCGGCUCUGGGCUCGGCAGGUGUGGCGACUCGCGCGACCAAGGCGAAGCAGAGCCUGCGCGCGGCGAAAAAGCUGUACGGGAUCCGUGCAGAGAAGGCGAAGGGGAAGUAG